Pogona vitticeps (central bearded dragon) is the source of this 4948-nucleotide messenger RNA. It is a transcript of the gene SGPL1, whose product is annotated as sphingosine-1-phosphate lyase 1. Gene Ontology annotation, molecular function: sphinganine-1-phosphate aldolase activity; pyridoxal phosphate binding. The record is from RefSeq and is a predicted model, not a curated record. Lineage: Eukaryota; Metazoa; Chordata; Lepidosauria; Squamata; Agamidae. Gene Ontology annotation, cellular component: endoplasmic reticulum. Gene Ontology annotation, biological process: sphingolipid catabolic process; carboxylic acid metabolic process.
CUCUUUCCUCCGCAUGAGCAGGGCCUCCCCUUGCAGCUGCCUCUCCAGCUGCUGCUGCUGCGCAAGGUUUCUGCCCCCGCUUUUGCUCUGGUUUCGGGGAAGGCCAAGGGACCCAGGCCUGUGGGCCAGAGGCCUGCAGCAGAGGGCGCUGUCAGUGCAGGCUGGCCCGAAGCGGCCUCCUCCGGGCUGGAAGGAUGCGUGGCCCUGUUUCCGGGCGGGUUUCGGGCGAGAAAGAGGAGGAAUUGCUUUGUGGUUGCAAUCUCGGCGGGGCUAGAGAGGCCAACCCGGGUUCCGCCGUCUCCCGCUCGCUCCCUGCCCGGCCGGUCACGCGCCCAAGGGAGCAGGGGGGUGGCACCCUUGGGUAACCACCGCCACCACCACCUCCUCCUCCUCCCCCUGGCUCCGGAGCCGAGGAAGCCAGGCAAGUAGGCAGGCGGGCUGGUUGCGAAGGUAGCUCAGAGUCGGCGAGGAGAAACUCAGGCCGCCCGCCGUCUCGGAGCGGAACAACAACAACAGCAGCAACAACAACAACGUCCCUCGCUCACCCCGCGGAGGCAAAGCGGCCGAGAGGCUCCGGGCGAAUCAUGGAUGCUCUGGCCGUGUACAAAGAAAUCCUCCUGCAAUAUUUAAAUACCAUUAGAAAUGCUGUGAAUGAAAAGUGUGCUGAGGUUGAGCCUUGGCAGCUGAUAACAUCCACGGUUGCGGCUACCCUUCUGGUGAUGUGGCUACACAUGUUCCUCUUUCAGUCAGAAAGUUUAACAUCACGCUGUAAAAAGCGGUUCUUCCGAGUUUUACGCAAACUGCCUGUCAUUGGUACUAUGAUACAGAACCAAAUGAACAAGACUUUAGAAGAUAUGGCUUCUGGGCUGUCAUUCUUGAAAGACAAAAAGGGUUAUAUCAAAACCCUGCCAGCAAAAGGCUUGAGCCAACCCGAGGUGUUAAAGAUGAUGAAGGAAUAUAGCUUGAUGGGUGAUAUACAUUGGGAAGAUGGCAAAGUGUCUGGGACAGUGUACAGUGGGGAAGAGGACAUCACUAAUCUGCUUGUUAAGGUUUAUGAGGAGUUUGCAUGGACUAAUCCUCUUCAUCCAGAUGUAUUCCCAGGUUUGAGGAAGAUGGAAGCAGAGGUAGUAAGAAUGGCUUGCUCUCUCUUCCAUGGUGGGCCCAGCUCUUGUGGAACGAUGACCUCUGGUGGGACUGAAAGCAUCUUGCUGGCCUGCAAAGCCUACAGAAGCAUGGCAUAUGAGAAGGGGAUCAACUGCCCAGAAAUGUUGGUUCCCCAAAGUGCACAUGCGGCGUUUGAUAAGGCUGCCCAUUAUUUUGGGAUGAAAAUUGUGCACAUUCCCUUGACCAAAACGAUGCAAGUGGAUGUUAAGGCAAUGAAGAGGGCCAUUUCUAAAAACACAGCUAUGUUGGUCUGCUCAGCACCCCAGUUUCCACAUGGGGUUAUGGAUCCAGUUGAGGAGGUAGCAAAGCUGGCAGUGAAAUACAAUAUUCCCUUCCACGUUGAUGCCUGUCUAGGAGGCUUUCUUACCGUCUUUAUGGAGAAAGCAGGGUUCCCUCUCCAACACCCGUUUGAUUUCCAAGUGAAGGGUGUCACAAGCAUUUCUGCAGAUACCCACAAGUAUGGCUACGCUCCAAAGGGCUCCUCUGUGAUAUUGUACAGGGACACGAAAUAUCGCCAGUACCAGUUCUUUAUUGCUCCUGAUUGGCAAGGAGGGAUCUAUGCCUCCCCUACCAUAGCUGGUUCCAGGCCUGGUGGACUUAUUGCAGCCUGUUGGGCCACAAUGAUACACAUGGGAGAAGAUGGUUAUGUCGAGGCCACUCGGAAAAUAAUUUCAACAGCACGGUUCCUGGAAUCAGGGCUGCGGGAGAUUGAUAACAUCUUCAUCUUUGGGAAACCUGAAGUAUCGGUUCUUGCUUUGGGGUCUGACAUAUUUGACAUAUAUCGGUUGUCAAAUCUACUGAUAUCUAGAGGAUGGAACCUGAAUGUUUUGCAGUUCCCACCAAGCAUUCAUAUUUGCUUAACACUACUGCACACAAAGCCUGGAGUGGCACAACUUCUGUUGAAGGAUAUUAGAGAGUGUGUCGAUGAGAUCAUGAAGGACCCCAAAGCCAAAACCACUGGCAUGGGUGCUAUCUACGGCAUGGCACAAGCUAUACCUGACAGGAACAUGAUUUCAGAGAUUGCCGGUGCUUACUUGGACUGCCUUUACAGCACAGAUGUUCCUCCUCCAGCUGAUGCACACAUGAAUGGUUCUUUGGGCCAUCAAUAAUUCUGAAGCCAUUUGUGCCUUUACUGCUGGGUGGCAUAGUAAAGAUUUCUAGGGGAAGACAAACAUCAUCCUGCAGGUGCAGGUCACGUGGCAGCUUGAUCAUCUCUUUCAUAGCCCCUCUCCCCCCCCCCUUUAUGGUGGACACAGGCUUCGCAAACUUUCCUGGGCAAUUUAUAUCUGUAUAUUCUCACAAGUCAUCUCUCUUUUAAAACUAUCUGUAUUCCUUUACAUGCUAGCUCACUGCUGCUGCUAACCCUCAAAGGGAUAGCCAUACUCAUGCCAACACAAGUCUAUCCCAUCAGCCUUUGUGCUCAGGUGUUGGAAAUCUAUUAAUUCCUUACUUUUGCUUCGUUGACACGUUUUUUGUGUCAGACAGCAAGCCUUUCAAGACAUUUGGCUACUAACACUCUCCCCAGAUUUUGGGAUAAAAACUGGAAGUGUGUGGUCUGGGGUUUGGACCGUUGGAUCAUUCCAAACAGAUGAGGGGAAGGAGGCUUGAGGAAGACUAUUGCUUUAUUUCCUGUGUCCACCAUAUUGUAUUCUUACUGCUUUCCUUUUCUCCCUGAAAUUCUUAAAAUGCCACCCACCAUCCUUGCGAGUUGUAUGUAUCCUGUGGAGGCACUGAGGGCAAAAUAGUUCUUCCAUUUGCUCCAGCUUCGGAAGCUGCACUCUGACAACAGAGUUAGAGAGGUACUGGCGAUUCUUGGGUUCUGGCACCAGAAUUGGCGAAGACACCCAGAUACUCAAGUUGCUUCACUUAUUGACCAUGCAAUUUGUCUUGAGUGCUUUUACAGAAGUGUGGCGCCAACAUUAAGUUUCAAAAUGUACUUGUGACCGAAAAGGGAUAUCUCUGCCCCGGUUUUAUCUCUUCUGCUACUUUGACUGUAAGGCACAUUGUUGAGUGGGAGCUUGUAGAUUUGUCUUAACACUCAGAGCAUUCCUCCUGGGAAGCCAGAAAAGUGGGCAGAAGACUCUAUUGGUUAACAGGUCCUUAGCUCUCCAGCAGGACUACACUGAAAAUGACCUCAUUGGAAAAGCAGCCUCAGGGUAUAAUACAUUCCACCUUCAAUGUGUCAUGUUGUCUGAGCCAAGUGUAUUUUAGCAGAGAACACAGCCCUUUAGAACUGUGACAUGGCUAGCCUGUGUUGCCCAGUGGAGUGUUCUUAAUUGUGUACUGACUCUAUCUUAUGGUUCAGAUUGCUUCUAGAAUAUAGCGGUUGUUCCUGAUUGAAAUUCCUGUGACUUAAGGGCAGACACCACUAGCUUAUUCCAAGGCAUGAGGAUGUGCCAUGGAAUACAGUUGCUAGUCAGAUCUUGAGCCAUUUCUGUCAGUAGAUCACAUUAAGUUUUCAUUACCUUUGUGUAUCAGUACUUCCAUCAGGGAAGCAUAGCAGUGAAUUCACAGCAAGGUAGACAUGUGAAAUGAGUGCUUUUUCUCCCAGCUAGUGCUACGUGGUUCUUAACGUAUUCGUGCUGGAAACAAAAGUUGAACUUUUUCACUGUUGUGAAUUAUGGGAAUAAUAGCGUUGCCCUUUCCCAGCUGUCUUUCUCUUUUAAUUGUGAAAGAAGGGGACACAAAGCAACUUCAGUGCUACCGCUUGAGAUAUCUGUAUGAACAGAUAGAAUUACUGUAUGUUUCAGCCAAUGCACAGGUACGGUUUCCAUAGCACUGCACUAUAUUAUUUAAGAAAGGGAAAUAUUUGUCAUUUCUUAACCAUGUUUAUAAUUUCACUCCUGAAGCCAGGUGUGUGUGUGUUUUCCCCCAUUUAUGUUGUAGGGUACAACAAAGCUCGAUUCACUUCCUAUUGGAUUUGGGUUGAGCUUUGUAAAUCAGGAAAUCAAGUCCUGUAUGUGUACUACUGUGUCAGUAGGACACAACCUCAGUAGUACUUUAUUUUCAGCAAUAUCCCUGUUUACUUUGUUAUGCAUCAUGUGUACACUUUCAGGUUUAAAAGAAAAAAAAUAAAAUUAGGAAGGAAAUAUUUACUUUUAAAAUAUCGUCGAACAAUUUCUGUGCAAGGUUACAUCAGAAACAUAAAACUGCCAUCACCAGCGUGUUUGCACAUUAAGAGGUGGAAGAGUUUGUACUCAGCCACUGUGGCCUUCGUUCUUGAAGAACUAUCUGGUCUUUCACGGAUCAUCAAGUGUUAUUACAAAUGAAGGUCUUUAACUUUGUUUCAGAAAUGUAAAUACUGUGUUCCAUUUUCAUUAGAUGCCACUCAGACCUUGAAGAAAAUUACAUGGAACAUUUUACCUUAAUGUCUCUGCCUAGCAUUUCUUUUGAGUGCACGCAAACUUUUAUGGCAGUCAGUCAGAAAAAAAUCCAGACCUGUGUUUGACUCCUGUAGCAGAUGGGCCUGGGCAGAAGCGCCAUGAAUGUCUACUGGUAGCUGGUAAGGUAGGUACUCUGCCUCGGUCUGGCAAGAGUGUUGUGGCCCCCAGCUGUUCACCAAUAGCGAGACAGUGAUUUUACCAUCUAAAUAAGGCUACUGCAAUAAAAACUGCUAGGGGUAACCAAGAGUGGACUUGUGGAAAGGACUGGUUUGGUUGCUGUACUGAACAUAACAAAUCUCUUGGGCCAGAAUGCACCCUAAAGCACCCUGUUCCUUAAUUUUAAACAUAUGCAUUUUGUGUCCAAUGGAUCGACUAUAGAUGUGACAAGCUGGAAGUCUGCC